CCGAGCAUGGCCAGGGCCGCGGCCGUCCUGCUGUCCCUCAUUCUGCAGCUCACGAGCCGGACACUGGCCCCGGGGACCAGCAGAGGUGGGGCCAUCUCCAGGGAGCCCCUUGGUCUUGGUGACGUCCACGACUACCAGUCAGCGGGGCCAGCCCAUUCGUCAGCCCCUGCUGGGGCCCCCGAGGAACGGUGGCGCCCCCUGGAGGAGCGGCUGGAAAGGCUGGAGGCUGAAGUCACGGAGCUCAGAGAACAGAACAAGGAACUGCAGGGCAGGGUGAUGCAGCUGGAGUCCUGUGAGUGCCACCCGGCUUCCGCCCAGUGUUGGGGGUUGGGCCGGGCCUGGCCCGAGGGGGCUCGUUGGGAGCCCGAUGCCUGCACAGCCUGUGUCUGCCAGGACGGGGCUGCAAACUGUGUCCCCAAGCCCGGCCCGCCCCACUGCCACGGCUGCAGCCACAAUGGUCAGGCCUAUGGCAAUGGGGAGACCUUCACCCCAGAUGCCUGCACCACCUGCCGCUGCCUGGACGGUGCUGUAACUUGCACCCAGAAGCCAUGCCCGAGAGGACCCUGCCCAGAGCCAGGAGCAUGCUGCCCACACUGCUGCCCUGGAGGCCACAGAGAUGGGGAAACGUGGCAAUUGGAGCGCUGUGUUAUCUGCACCUGCCAGGCAGGGACAGUGCGGUGCCAGGGGCCCUCAUGCUCAGAGCUGAACUGCCUGGAGAGCUACACCCCACCUGGGGAGUGCUGCCCCGUCUGCCGGCCAGGCUGUGAGUAUGAGGGGCAGCUUUACAAGGAAGGGGCCAACUUCCUGUCCAGCUCCAACCCUUGUCUCCAGUGCUCCUGCCUGAGGAGCCUGGUUCGCUGCGUGCCCAUGAACUGCCCGCCCAUCCCCUGCCCCAAGCCAGUCCUGAGGCCUGGGCACUGCUGCCCGACCUGCCAAGCUCAAGGCUGCACAGAAGAUGGUUCUCACUGGGAGCAUGGCCAAGAGUGGACCACCCCUGGGGACCCCUGCCGGAUCUGCCAGUGCCUGGAGGGCCACAUCCAGUGCCGCCAGCGAGAAUGUGCCAGUCUCUGCCCAUACCCUGCCCGGCCCCUCCCGGGCACCUGCUGCCCUGUGUGUGAUGGCUGUUUCCUAAACAGGCGGGACUACCGCAGUGGGGAGCCUGUGGGCUCUGGGGACCCCUGCUCACACUGCCGUUGUGCCAACGGGAGUGUCCAGUGUGAGCCUCCGCCCUGCCCACCGACGCCCUGCAGACACCCAGGCAGGACCCCGGGGGAGUGCUGCCCUGUCUGUGACAGCUGUGAGUACCAGGGGCACCAGUAUCAGAACCAGGAGACCUUCCAGCUCCAAGAGAGUGGCCGCUGUGUCCGCUGCGCCUGCCAGGCUGGCGAGGUCUCCUGUGAGGAGCGCGAGUGCCCAGGCACGCCUUGCACCCUGCCUGACUCUGGCCCCCGGCUCUGCUCAGUCUGCGUGCUUGAUGGAGAGGAGUUUGCUGAGGGUGUCCAGUGGGAGCCUGAUGGCCAGCCCUGCACGACCUGCUCCUGUCAAGCUGGGGUGCCUGUGUGUGGGACUUUGCUCUGCUCCCCAGCCCCCUGCCAGCACCCCACCCAGCCCCCGGGUGCCUGCUGCCCCAGCUGUGAGGGCUGCACUUACCACGGCCAAGUGUACGCCAACGGGCAGAACUUCACAGACGCAGACCCUUGCCGCACCUGCCGCUGCGAGGACGGGACCGUGACGUGCUCCUUGGUCAACUGCCCUCCCACAACCUGUGCCAGGCCUCAGAGUGGACCCGGCCAGUGCUGCCCCACGUGCCCAGACUGCGUCCUGGAGAAACAGGUGUUUGUGGACGGUGAGCGCUUCUCACACCCCCGAGACCCGUGCCAGGAAUGCCAGUGCCAGGAAGGCCAUGCCCACUGCCAACCCCGGGUCUGCCCCCGGACCGCCUGUGCCCACCCGCUUCCUGGUGUCUGUUGCCAGAGCAACUGCAAUGGUUGUGCCUUUGGAGGGAAAGAGUACCCCAAUGGGGCUGACUUCCCCCACCCCUCUGACCCCUGCCGGCUGUGUCACUGUCUGGGAGGCAAUGUGCUGUGCCUGGCGCGCCGCUGCCCGCCCCUGUCCUGCCCAGAGCCGGUCCUGCUGCCUGGAGAGUGCUGCCCACAGUGCCCAGCCACCCCCUCCGGCUGCCCUCGGCCGGGGGGCUUGGUCCCUGCCCGCCACCAGGAGCACUUCUCCCCGCCCGAUGACCCCUGCCGCCGCUGCCUCUGCCUGGACGGCUCGGUGACCUGCCAGCGACUGCCCUGCCCGCCCGCGCCCUGCAGCCACCCGCGCCAGGGGCCCUGCUGCCCCUCCUGUGAUGGCUGCCUGUACCAGGGGAAGGAGUUCGCCAGUGGGGAGCGCUUCCCUUCGCCCACUGCCGGCUGUCACGUCUGCCUCUGCUGGGAGGGCAGCGUCAGCUGUGAGCCCAGGGCUUGUGCACCUGCACAGUGCCCCUUCCCUGCCCAGGAUGACUGCUGCCCUGCCUGUGACGGCUGUGAGUAUCUGGGGGAGUCCUACCUGAGCGGCCAGGAGUUCCCGGAUCCCCAUGAGCCCUGCAACCUGUGUACCUGCCUUGGAGGCUUCGUGACCUGCGGCCGCCGGCCCUGUGAGCCCCUGGGCUGCAGCCACCCACUCACCCAAGCUGGGCACUGCUGCCCAACCUGCCAGGGAUGCCUCUAUCAUGGGGUCACUGCUGCCCCUGGAGAGACCCUUCCUGACCCACUAGACCCCACCUGCUCGCUCUGCACCUGCCAGGCCGGCCAGGUCAGCUGUGUGCGGCAGCCCUGCCCGCCCCUGUCCUGCCCGCUCCAGGUCAUGGAGCAGGGGAGCUGCUGUCCUCGCUGCAGAGGCUGCCUGCUCCAUGGGGAGGAGCACCCCGAAGGCAGUAGCUGGAAGCCCCCCGACAGCCCCUGCUCCUCCUGCAUGUGUCAUGAGGGUGUCGUCACCUGUGCCCGCGUCCAGUGUUCCACCUCCUGCGCCCAGCCCCACCAGGGGCCCAGUGACUGCUGCCCUCGGUGCUCCGACUGUGAGCAUGAGGGUCGGAAGUAUGAGCCAGGAGAGAGCUUCCAGCCUGGUGCAGACCCCUGCGAAGUAUGCGUCUGUGAGCUGCAGCCUGAGGGGACACCCAGCCUGCACUGUCACCGGCGGCAGUGCCCCCGCCUGGUGGGCUGCCCCGCCGGCCAGCUCCUGACCCCGGGGCCCCAGCAGUGCUGCCCCACCUGUGCCGAGGCGCUGAGUCACUGCACGGAGCACCUGCUGGGGUCUGAGUUGACCCCACCAGACCCCUGCUACACCUGCCGGUGCCAGGACCUGACUUGGCUCUGCAUUCACCGGGCCUGUCCUGAGCUCAGCUGUCCCCUGCCGGAACGCUACAUACCCCCUGGGAGCUGCUGCCCCGUGUGCCAGGAAUGUGUGGUGGAGGCUGAGGGCCGGACAGUGGCGGAUGGAGAGAGCUGGCGGGACCCCAGCAACGCCUGUGUCACCUGCACCUGCCGUCGGGGCCACGUGGAGUGCCGCCUGGAGGAGUGCCAGGCGCUCACCUGCCCGCGCGGCUGGGCGAAGGUGCGGGAGGCUGGCAGGUGCUGUGAGAGGUGCCAAGCCCCCGCCCCGUCGUGCGCGCACCAGGGCCGGCGGGUGGCCUCCGGGGAGCGCUGGGACGUGGACGCCUGCACCAACUGCUCCUGCGUGGCAGGCACCGUGCGCUGCCACAGCCAGAGCUGCGCGCCGCUCUCCUGUGAGCCCGACGAGGCCCCCGCCCUGAGUCCCGGCAGCUGCUGUCCCCGCUGCCUGCCCCGGCCCGCUUCCUGCAUGGCCUUCGGAGACCCUCAUUACCGCACCUUCGACGGCCGCCUGCUGCACUUCCAGGGCAGCUGCAGCUACGUGCUGGCCAAGGACUGCCGUGGCGGGGACUUCAGCGUGCACGUGGCCAACGAUGACCGGGGCCUGAGCGGCGUGUCCUGGACCCAAGAGGUGGCUGUGCUGCUGGGAGACGUGGCCGUGCGGCUGCUGCAGGGCAGGGAGGUCACGGUGGAUGGCCGCCCCGUGGCCUUGCCCUUCCUGCAGGAACCGCUGUUCUACGUGGAGCUUCGGGGACACACGGUGGUGCUGCACUCCCAGCCGGGCCUCCAGGUGCUGUGGGAUGGGCGGUCCCAGGUGGAGGUGAGAGUGCCUGGCUCCUACCGGGGCCACAUGUGUGGGCUCUGUGGCAACUUCAAUGGCUUUGCCCAGGAUGACCUGCAGGACCCUGAGGAGCUGCUCCGGCCCACUGAGGCUGCGUUUGGGAAUAGCUGGCAGGUGCAAGAGGGCCAAGCCUGCCCAUCAGUCCUGGAACUGCCCAACGUGCUGCUGCAGAUGGAGCGGAGCCGGCGGGCCCAGGAGCAGCUCCUGUGGGAUUUGGAGCUGCUGACUGGGGCAGGCCUGGGCCUCUUCUGGCCACCCUGGGCCCAGUUCUGUGACCUAAGGGCCCAGGUCCAGCACACACAGAACCAGCGCAGAAAGCCCCAGAGCAGGACAGAUGACAACUCUGAGCGGCUGUCGAGUGGGAAUUCCAGGCUGUGCCCACCACCCCAGACUGAGGACUCCCUAAGCCAGAACCAUCAGCUCCUGGAGGGGGGUCGGGCAGCGGACCCGCCAUCAGCCCUGGAUCUGAGGGAAGCCAGCCUGGAUGCAGACCCAAGGCAGGAGAGCCCUGGCUUGCCUUCGGAAGGGCCCACAUCUGGUUGCUUCCAAGAGCUGAACCUCACCACCAGCAGUAGCCCUGGAGAACCAGGAAUCUCAGAGUUCAAGGCCCAGGAGCGGUGAUGCUAGAGGCCCCAUGCACUGGGGGCUCCGGGCAGCGGGAGCGCCCCGCUGCUCUCCCAGGGGACCUGGGCCCGCUGCGCGAUCCGCCCUCGCUUCAGGGCCCAGGAGGAAGCCCUGGC
This is a messenger RNA of Dama dama (fallow deer), 4952 nucleotides long. It is a transcript of the gene KCP, whose product is annotated as kielin cysteine rich BMP regulator. Bases 7 to 4833 code for a protein of 1608 amino acids. The record is from RefSeq and is a predicted model, not a curated record. Lineage: Eukaryota; Metazoa; Chordata; Mammalia; Artiodactyla; Cervidae. Gene Ontology annotation, molecular function: protein binding. The transcript is spliced from 44 exons.